AUGGACGGGAUGGCGACGUACGAGGACAAGGUCGACGCAGUCGGGUCGCCGCGGGCCGCGUACACUCGGGGAGCCAAGCACUUUCGCCAUGCGGUCCAGAGCCCUCGGCGCCAGACGGAGGCCGACAUUGUGCACAAGCAGCAGCUUCUCGAGAUCCAGCGCUUGCGCGAUCAAAUGGCCGAGAUGCAGCUCCAGGUGCAAGCCCUCACGACCGAGCGCGACAGCGCGAUCCAAGGGCGGGCGAAGAAGCCGGCUCGGUCGAUGGCGCCGUCGAUGUUUUCCGUGACGGACGACGGUCCGCGCGAGCGCCACGUCGCCGCGGGUCUCGGGCGCCACGUGAGCAUCGCGACGAGCAACGUGCUUCGGGCGAUUCCCAAGCAAAUUCCAAACCGCGUCGCAGCGCGUGUGAGCGAGGCGUUUACCAACCCGCUCAAGGCGAUUCAAUACCUCAACUCGUUUGAGUUUAGCACGGAUCUGCUCGCGCUCGCGCAGCAAGUAGCAACAAUCUUUGAAAGCGAAGCGCGCUGCGUGGCCAUGGAAAGUCCUGUGUAUGUGUUUGGCGACAUCCACGGCAACCUCGCGGACCUCAAAUUCUUCUCGGAGAACUUGUGGCGCCUUGGGAUGGGCUUGACGGCCGGGUCGUUUCUCUUCCUCGGCGACUAUGUCGACCGCGGUCUCUCGUCGCUCGAGUGCAUCGCGUACCUCUUUGCGCAAAAGAUCAUGCACCCGACCAAGGUCGUCAUGCUGCGCGGCAACCACGAGACGCGCGCCGUGAACGGCUGGGAAGAGCACUACGGCAUCGGCUCAUUCCUCGCGCAAUGCAAGAAGCGGUUUGGGAACGACGAAGGCUGCAUCGUGUGGCACCAGGUCAAUAAUGCCUUUGAUCGCAUGCCACUCGCUGCCGUCAUCGACGACGACGUGUUCUGUGCCCACGGCGGCAUUCCCCGCCCGAUUGAGAACGAGCGGCAAGUCGACUCGAUUCAAAAUAUUCCUCGUCUCGCGUCGUUUGACGUACUCGGGAAAGGCGCCGAGUCCAAGUCCGUGUGGCUGCAAAUGGCCGAAGACCUCAUGUGGGCCGACCCCGUCGCACUCGACCAGGAGGUAUGCUUGGACAAGCACGGCUUUGGCAAGAGCGCCCGGGGGGGCAGUGCGAUUUGCUUUGGCGCGACGGCGCUCGACGACUUUUUGGCGCGCCAUCAAUAUUCGCAUGUUGUCCGCGCCCACGAAGCGUGCACGCAGGGCGUGGCGCUGAGCAAAGCCGCGCGGCUCAUCACGGUCUUCUCGACCUCCAAGGACCACGGCCUCGGCAAGCGCGCCAAGUGCGGCUGCCUCCUCGUGGACCGCCACCAGCUCGUGAUUCUCAACAAGUCGCACAAGUACAAGACUGGUUUCCUUCGGCGUCGAAGCAGCAGCGCGUGCUCGGCCGGCGGUAGUCCCGUCCGGCUGCUGCCGACACCGGCGCCGGCGCUCUUGCCGCCGCGCGCGCCGUCGGACGAGGACGACGACGAGUCGACCGACGACGAAGGCGACGAUGCCAAGGAGCUCACAGUGAUCGCGUCGGCGAGCGAGGAGGCAGCGGCGCCGAUGCUGGCCGAGGACAACAACCAAGAAGAAGCCUAA
Saprolegnia diclina VS20 is the source of this 1620-nucleotide messenger RNA. RefSeq lists its product as hypothetical. The record is from RefSeq and is a predicted model, not a curated record. NCBI's taxonomy places the organism in Eukaryota, Oomycota, Saprolegniomycetes, Saprolegniales, Saprolegniaceae. The coding region runs from base 1 to 1620 and encodes 539 amino acids. Gene Ontology annotation, cellular component: nucleus; cytoplasm. The transcript is spliced from 10 exons. Gene Ontology annotation, molecular function: protein serine/threonine phosphatase activity.